GCAGCAGGAAGAUUAAGAGCGAACUACAGAACUGGUAGAAAGUUUGGCUGUAGUUGUUCCUGAGUAGUUGUCUUUUCUAGGAAACCGAGCAUUGGAGGCUCACGUCUUUGCACAAUGACUCAUUCCUCUCAGGAUGCUGGGUCUCAUGGCAUCCAGGAAGAAGGAAGACUCUACGUUGUGGAUUCCAUAAAUGACUUAAACAAACUCAGUCUCUGCCCGAUGGAAUCACAACAUCUAUUCUCUUUAGAGGACAAAAUCCCCAAUGCUGGCACAGCCCCAGGAAAUGGAAGGCGGGGGCUGUUUUUUGUGGGGCUGCUCCUGGUGUUGACGGUCAGCCUGGCUCUGGUCUUCUUCGCCAUCUUUCUAAUAAUUCAAACAGGAAACCAGAUGGAGGACGUGUCAAGAAGGCUGACAGCUGAGGGAAAGGACAUAGAUGAUCUUAAGAAAAUCAACAACAUGAUUGUAAAGCGGCUCAACCAGCUGGACUCUGAACAGAACUGAAAGGAUUUCCCCCCAAGAGUGGUCGUGGGUGCUGGAGCUUCCCACUUGCUGGAAGUACACUAGGUUAAGGACUGAGAAAGUGCACAUACUAUCCAUUAUACCUCUUGGUUCAAGGAUGGAGAUAAUGCCCAGGCAAGGAGUUUAAAGAUGGCAACUGAAAGGGGUGAACUUGAUUCAGCCUUAUUGACUGCUAGCCGGCUGCUUCUGCUUUGGUGGGGUUAGAGUGGUGGGUGGCUAGCAUGGAGAAGAGAACUUAGCUCUUUACAUUGGAUUCCUUUUUGGAAAUAUGCUUGGUUUAGAAGACUUUGAAUGUUCUAGGGAGGUCUCUGAUGCCUCACGUACCUGUACAGAUUCCGGCACAAGCUUAAGGAAUCCACCGAACUGUCUCUGUGUUGAGGGGAACCGGGUGCUCAUGCUUUUCAGUAGCGUACAUUCUUCUUUUUGGGUGACACACUUUGACAACAGCUUCUGAGCGCUCUUCCUUCGGUGAUCGCUGGAGAAAACAUGGGGAGCAUGAUGUACGUGUGGUGAAGCUGAGGGACAAGACAAGCCUGCUGUAUUCUACUACUGUUUCCUGAGCCCCUGCUUUGUGAAAAUCAUCUGACUCUAGAGUUCCUACCAUACACAUGUGCAACGAGGGAAUUAUGUCUAUUUAUAUAUAAUUUAUAAACCCUGCUAGCUUCGUCAUGCAAAAUAAGACAAAACAAACACC
Mus musculus (house mouse) is the source of this 1213-nucleotide messenger RNA. It is a transcript of the gene Lsmem1, whose product is annotated as leucine-rich single-pass membrane protein 1. Gene Ontology annotation, cellular component: cytosol; membrane. The transcript has 4 exons. NCBI's taxonomy places the organism in Eukaryota, Metazoa, Chordata, Mammalia, Rodentia, Muridae. The coding region runs from base 115 to 501 and encodes 128 amino acids. The record is from RefSeq and is marked provisional.